This is a messenger RNA of Closterium sp. NIES-67, 651 nucleotides long. The record is from the annotation of a GenBank genome assembly. NCBI's taxonomy places the organism in Eukaryota, Viridiplantae, Streptophyta, Zygnematophyceae, Desmidiales, Closteriaceae.
UGGGAGGAGUGGGGGCAGCAGGGGGCCCGGGGGUGGGGUUCCUGCAGAAGCGCGCCAUGCGGCGGUCGCUGGCGGUGCAGGACACGCUGCCGGUGGGGGUGGAGUACGACAAGGAGAGCGUGGGCGAGGGGUAUGUGGCGGGGGGGGAGGGGCUCAAGGGGGCGCUGGAGAUGCGCCGGGGGGAGGAGACGUGGAGCGGGCAGCGCGUGUCUGUGAUCUGCAUGGAGGCGCAAAGACGGAGUGCGAGGUGUACCUGCUGCUGGUGGACGACCUGUUUGACGCCCCUCGAGAGCUUCCCCGAGCUGCUCACCGCCAUGCGCACGGAGCUGAGCCUGCCCCUGGCCCCCCACGAGCGCCUGUCGCGCCCGCGCAGCCUGCACAGCACGCGCAGCUUCCAGAGCCUGCGCAGCAAGAGCCGCGGCCGCCCCACGCCCUUCACGGCAGAUGCCACCGCCAGCAAGACCCUCUCGUUUGGCAAAGGACGGGUCAUGAGGAUUGGAAGCCCAAGAGGUUGAUGGAGGGUACACGCGCAACAGUGCGUGGAUUUUCAUUACCAGGGGUGAGGCUUCGUCAUGUCAAGCAGCAGCGUUCAAUUGCUUGUCUAUAUCGCUUGUGCCUUGGAUCUUUUGUAUGCUCGUUGUUCUGCACAGG